Molecule: messenger RNA, 842 nt
Organism: Racocetra persica
Lineage: Eukaryota; Fungi; Glomeromycota; Glomeromycetes; Diversisporales; Gigasporaceae
Source: the annotation of a GenBank genome assembly
AGUAACUUUAUCAAACGAGUCUUAAUUAAAAUGUACAAAUUUAAUAACAACGCUUCAAGAAAUCGACAAUCAUAUACUAGAAUUGAUGACGUUGAUGCUUAUCGAAAAUUUAUUAACGAAUCACAAAAACUGAGUGUAGUAUUUUUCCACGCAACAUAUUGUAUUUAUAGCGAAAUUGUUAUAUCAGCUUUUGAAGAAUUGAGUUCAAGAUAUGAAGAACAUGCAAGAUUUGCAUUGGUUGUUCAUGAAAAUGCACCGAGUGUUGCAGAAGAAGCUCUAAUAAACGCUUUUCCAACUUUUCUAUUUUUCAAGAAUGGAGUGGAAAUUGAAAGGCUCGUUGGUGCUAAUAGAACUAAAAUGAUAAGACUUCUUCUAAAACAUAUUAAAAUACCCAGAGAAAGUGAAGAAAAUGAUUCAAAUUCACUACGCACACAAGUAGAAUGUCUUAAUCAGCACUUUAGUCAGCAGGAAGAGCAUAUCCAAGGCCUUUUUAUAAAUGAUGACACGUAUCUAAAAUCAAAUGUUGGAGCAGAACUUAUUAUUUCCAUUCCGUUUAAUCAACCUAUCGAUCUUCAUUCAAUAAAAAUUGUUCCUGAAAAUAUUGACCACGCUCCCAAGGAAGUAAAAAUUUUUAUUAACAGACCGAUUAUAUUAAGUUUUGAUGAUGCCGAAACAAUCAAAGCAACUCAGAUGCUAGAAUUUAUUAGAGCUGAUUAUGAGAAUAACACAAUGAUUCCUUUGAAAUCGGUUAAAUUCCAAAAAGUAACCAAUAUUGUUAUAUACAUCAAAAAUAAUCUUGGUAAUGAGGAAACUACUAUUAUUAAAGAAUUAAUGUUUUACGG